Molecule: messenger RNA, 853 nt
Organism: Sphaerodactylus townsendi
Lineage: Eukaryota; Metazoa; Chordata; Lepidosauria; Squamata; Sphaerodactylidae
Gene: PYCARD
Product: PYD and CARD domain containing
Exons: 4
Coding region: 1-420 (139 amino acids)
Biological process (GO): innate immune response; regulation of apoptotic process; inflammatory response
Cellular component (GO): canonical inflammasome complex
Source: RefSeq, a predicted model, not a curated record
AUGCACAGACCCCAGUCAGCCAUCUUGCAAUCUGGACUGGAACAGGCACUCUCGCAGGCCCUAGUUCAGCUGCAGCAUGAUAGAAAUGAGUCCGUUCAGACCCCCGAGCGAUCUUUCCAAGGUGCAUCCAGAGGACAUGGGCCACAGGAAGCCAUUUCAAUGGGGUCACACUUCAUUGACAGACACCGGGCAGAGCUGAUCCAGAGGACUUCCACGGUCGAGGCGGUUCUGGAUCUACUUCUUGGAAGAAUCUUGAAUGAUGAGCAGUACGAGAGAAUCGCUUCGCGGGAGACCAACGCCGAUAAAAUGCGAGAGCUGUACAGGCUGGUGCCCAGCUGGGACAACUCUUGCAAGGAUCAGCUAUACGAGGCGUUGAAAGCCAAGAACAGGUUCCUCAUUCGGGAUCUUGAAGGGAGAUGAGGCCGCAAAGGAGGAGGAGCAGCUCCAUUCCCAAGGCACGGAAAAAUCAAAUCACAUGGGAAUCAUGCAGAGCCAUUCCCAAACACCUACAUUACUACCCCCAUUUGAAAGUCCUGCAAAGAUGUCCCUUUUCAGAUGCAGGGAAGGAAACACAGGCAGUUUUGUGGGAGCAACCCAGUGAGAGUAGAAACAAAUGGAGUAAAAAGAUUCCACUGUGUGGAACACCCUCUUUUAUUAAUCCACCUCCUCUAAUUCAUUUCUUGGGGUCCAGCAACCUUCUCCAGGAAAUAAUUCUUGCCCUCUGUUUGGGGAAAGAAGUUCUGACCCUGAGGCCAUGGUGCUGUUAUUGUUGUUUUAAACCAGGGAUCUUCAAACUAUGGCCCUCCAGAUGUUCAGAGACUACAAUUCCCAUGAGCCCUACCACUUGGCCAUG